Penicillium alfredii is the source of this 2274-nucleotide messenger RNA. Its product is annotated as Zn(II)2Cys6 transcription factor. Gene Ontology annotation, cellular component: nucleus. The coding region runs from base 1 to 2274 and encodes 757 amino acids. Gene Ontology annotation, molecular function: zinc ion binding; sequence-specific DNA binding; DNA-binding transcription factor activity, RNA polymerase II-specific. The record is from RefSeq and is a predicted model, not a curated record. The transcript is spliced from 4 exons. Gene Ontology annotation, biological process: positive regulation of transcription by RNA polymerase II; DNA-templated transcription. NCBI's taxonomy places the organism in Eukaryota, Fungi, Ascomycota, Eurotiomycetes, Eurotiales, Aspergillaceae.
AUGGUAACUACAAGCGUGGCCACGCAAGGGUCUACGCGGUCCGGAAUGCGGGCCGUGAUAGACGACGAUGCAGUAGCCAGUCGCAAGAGAAAGGCAUCAGAGCUGUCGAAUAAACCAGCCACGGCCCGUCAGAAAAUCACCCGAGCCUGUGACUCGUGCAAACUCAAGAAAACGCGGUGCAACGGCACCUUGCCCUGCACGCGAUGUACGCGGCUGUCGCUGCCCUGCAAAUACAACGCUGCCUACUCCAGAGGACUGCCGCCAGAACCUCCACCGGCAUCCUCGCGCUCUUUCUCAACUUCGGCUGUGCGUCGGGAAUCCGGAGAUGCUCGCCAGUCCAACAGUCCUCGUUCCCGCAGCAUCAGGGCUUCGACCCAGGACGAUCAGCAUCAGUCGCUCCUCCGCCAGCGUCCUGCAGUAUCAUCACCCCGGACAUCGCCCGAGCCUGGGUCCACCGAUUUCGAGGGCAAUUAUCUCGGCCCGGCGUCCGGUGUGUCGUUCAUCAACCGGGUCUGGAGUCGUCUGCACCAGGACGAGACAACUCACAUCCCCGACGAGCUGCAGCGGGAGUCCUCGCGGAACACGGCUGUGUUCAUGUUUGGCGAUAAGCCAUACUCUGACUACCAGGAAGCUGAAUUCACGCUUCCGUCCUUUGACAAGUCUUUGGAGCUUGUGGGCAUCUACUUCGACUUUUCUAUUGUGACGUACCGCUUCUUGCACCGUGGGAGUGUCGAGGAAUGGGUCAAGUAUGUCUAUCGGAACAAUAUCUCGCUUGCGAAUCCGCCGGUUGGGAACAUGGUUGCUAGGACGGCUAUUGUUCUGAUGGUCUUCGCUGUGAGCACGCUGUAUGAAGAGCUGCAGCCGGGUGAGACAGUAGACGAGCGGAGCAAAAGUGAACGAUGGUACGCGGCUUCGAAGUACAUGUCGUCCCUUGAAUCAGGUCCCCCGCGACUUGAAACUAUUCAAGCUCGACUCGGCCAAUGUCUGUACUUGCUGUCAUCUUCGCGCGCCAAUGAAUGUUGGUAUUCGUUUGGCACCGCCCUGCAGGUCGUCACAGCUCUUGGAUUGCACCGCAAGUGGCCGGCCAAACUCUCAAAGAACGAAUGCUCGUACCUUGAAUUGGAACUCCGCAAGCGAAUCUUCUGGAGCGCCUACACCCUGGAUAAAUACCUCAGCAUCAUGUUUGGACGGUCUCGGCUGCUCCGUGACGAGGAUCUCGAUCAAGAGCUGCCGGACGAGAUGAACGACGAGGAUCUGUUGGAGGAGGAUCCGGCAAGACGCACUGGCUCUGCAGAUAGCAUGAUGAUUGCUUCGGCCCUGCAUUACCGGCUUGGUCGCAUUCUAGGCGACAUCUCCCGGCAACUAUACAGCAUCAACCCGUUUUCUCGAGACUCAGCCCUAGAAACCGCCGUGCGCCUCACCUCAGAACUAGAGAGAUGGAAAGAGAGCGUGCCCCCACUCUUCAACAGCGUCCGACCCUCGAGCUUAAUCCCGCCGCUCUGUCGCCAAAGCCAGGUCCUGCAGCUAGCCUACUCGCACGCCAUGAUCCACGUAACACGCUCGUUUCUUCUAAACGACUUUACAGAUCUCAGCCGGCGCCCGACAAUCCCGCACCACCCGACAGUCAGCACGCACGUGCAGAAGUGCAUCGAGGCCGCCCAGGAUGUCAUGACCCUAGUCGACAGCUUGGCCCAGCAAGGCAUUCUAAUCCAGUCGUUCUGGUUCACGCACUACGUGACCUUCUGCGCUAUCCUCGUCGUCUAUAUCCAUACUAUCCAGCAACACCGCCAAUCCCUGGCUCCGAGUCCUGGGGAUGAUGCCGAUGAUGCCCGGCAGCAGCAGCGCUACCUCUUCUCGCUGGCGGAGACUUGCCAGCAGCAUCUUGCGGAGGCUACGCGCAAGAACUGUCCGAGUCGUCGGUAUAGUAUUAUUCUUGAGGAGCUGCGCCGCGAGGUUCGACGCCAGAUCGGCUCGGACGAUACUGCUUCUGCGACUGGACAGGCGCGUGCUGUCCGGCUUGGCAUUGAAGACCCUGCGGCGCAGAAUGCCGGUUCGCCGAAUGGUCCUGAUCGACCCCUCGCUCUUGAUCCUGGUGCUAUGGCUCUCCCUCCCAUACCCGGUAUCCUUCAGCCAGCUGAGCUGGGUGAGUCGCCCAUCGAUCGCGGCGAUGAUAUAGGGUUUCUUGAGAGCCUUGAGGGUUCGAUCUGGUGGACGCAACUUGACUCAUGGGCUUUGUCUAGUUUCCCGAAUGAUCCAUCCACGUUUACAUUCUGA